Phytophthora sojae is the source of this 1284-nucleotide messenger RNA. RefSeq lists its product as hypothetical. The coding region runs from base 1 to 1284 and encodes 427 amino acids. The transcript has a single exon. The record is from RefSeq and is a predicted model, not a curated record. Lineage: Eukaryota; Oomycota; Peronosporomycetes; Peronosporales; Peronosporaceae.
AUGGGGAAGACGCCCGAGCGCCGAGUGUUCGCGUCCGCGCCGCUGCGCUACCGCCGCAAGGUGCCCGUGCCCGAGGACAACCAGCAGCCGGAGCCCACGCAGCAGCAGCUACAGCGGAAGCAGCAGCAGCAGCAGCCUUACAGCCACGACAGGAGCAGCAAGUCGCCGCCCGCGCGCCGCUUCCGGCCCAAGGGCGGCCGCCAGCCCAAGCACCGUCAGCAGCAGCAACCGCCACUGCUCAAGCAGCUGCUCUGGAAGGCCAAGGCCGUGCAGCCCAUGCCCGAGUCGCUGGGGAUCCGGCCGCUGCCGGCAGCGCCGCAGAAACCGCAGCAGCAGCAGCAGAAGAAGAAGGAUGACGGCCAGGAAGAGGAAGACGAGGAGGCGGUUUUCGCUCAGCAGCAGCGGCAGGCGCGGAAGCUGCUGGCCAGCGAGGCGGAGGCGCUGGCCGCUGGCAAGCAAAAGGCGGUGUCUGUCGUGUCUCCGGUCGACGCGUUCGUGGCCGAGUCGUCGAGUCAGGAGACGCAGAGCGGCUCGGAGGACGAGGCGGUGUUCCUGCCGUACAACGGACUGCCAACGACCCAGUGGCAGGUGUACGCCAAGGAGCAGCAGCAACGGGAGGAGGAAGUAGGCGCUGGCUCGGCCGAGGAGACGGACGGGGAAGAAGCAGUGAUGCCGUCGGAGACCGUAGACGACCAGGAGUCGCUCCAGAUGAAGGAGCAGGGGCAGGACGAGCUGGAGAAGUCGACGGCCAGGCGCCGGAAGCCGCGUCAGAAGCACAAGCUGAGACAGAAGCAGAAGCGUGCAGCAGCCAAGGAGCAGAAGCGCCUUCAACACCAGCAGAAGCAGCAGCAGCAGGAGGAGGAUCACGAGCGGCCCCGCUCCGCAGAUGGAGACUCGACACUAGAGGACGAGAACACAGCGGUCGACAUCUUCCAUCCGCCCACGAAUCUAGCUAGGGACAUGGACGCGGGUUUGUGUCGCGCCGUGCUCUCGCAGCUGCAGGACGUGGUGCCUUUUAUCGUAGUAGGGGACGUCGCUUGCCCCGUAGUUGAUGACGAGCAGUCCGCUGUCAGUGCCAAGGGUGGGGCGGGCUCCGAUGCAGCCGUAGUGGACUUCCGCGAGCACGUGAUCGCCAUGCUGGACCGAUCCAGGCAAACACAGAUGCAGCACCGCGACAGCUUCUUGGUGGAGAGCUCGGGCUUCGACGCGGCUUCCAGCUACGAUUUCUUCAAACGCCGUACGUGCCGCUUUGUGUGUGUGUGUGUGUGUGUGGCUAACAACUAG